AUGGUCAGGUUUAAGAUACUUUUCUCCAUCUUUCAAAUUCAAGAUGGGACUGUGGGAGAGGUAGGGAGGAUGGAUCAUGGGUCAAUCAUUUGGGACCUUAAAUGGAGACAUUCGUUAUUUGUUCAUGAAAAACCUAUAGUUGACGAGUUUUUUCAACUGUUUAAGAGGUUCACCUUUUCUAUGGAGAAUAAUAGGUGGAUGUGGAGGCAUGCUAGAGAUGACUCUUUCUCGAUGGUCUCAGUUUAUCAAGCCAUAACUAGUAGUAGUCUUACUUCUGAUGAGACUGUAGAGAUUGUGGUUCUAACUCCUUCUGCUAUUUGGGAAAGUUGGGGCCCCUUUAAGGUGAUGGUUUUUUCUUGGAAACUUCUACGAGAUAAAUUUUCUUCUAAGAAAAAUCUAUUUAAGCAAAAUGUUAUUACUGUUUAA
This is a messenger RNA of Vicia villosa (hairy vetch), 426 nucleotides long. RefSeq lists its product as uncharacterized. NCBI's taxonomy places the organism in Eukaryota, Viridiplantae, Streptophyta, Magnoliopsida, Fabales, Fabaceae. The record is from RefSeq and is a predicted model, not a curated record. The transcript has a single exon. Bases 1 to 426 code for a protein of 141 amino acids.